AUAUAUAUAAAAAUAAAACCUGGGCUCCAUAUUAGUCGUUUUCACAUUAGUGUCAGUGUUCCUCAGGCUCACGUUGAUUAUAAAGAAUAUUGCUAAUGACAGCGUUAUUGAUCCUUUUUGGACACGCCUCCCCCGCCCAAAAUUGCCAAUUUAUUUGCCAUAUGAAUUUUUAGAGCCACUCGAGCCAGACUGACAAAACAGAUAGAGCUCGAGGCUGCAUUACUCGUAUUGUUAACUUGGUUACCACCGUCUUGAUAGGACGGUCUACACAUUAGAGAGUUAAUAUCAGUAGGCUAGUAUGCGAAAGACAUUUCGCCUGUGACGGAGUUGGAUGUUUCGAAUGCCGCUGCUGCGCAAAUUACGGUUGCUAUGCGGAAUGCAAGAGACGGAAAGGGACCGAUACAUCGAUACGACUUUAAUGCACCUUUUUACAAUCAAAAAUACUCUGCGAGUGGUCUUAUGAAAAUUGAUGAAUUUGUGCAUGGGUGUUGUAGUAAGUGCAAGACUCGGGUUUCUACGUGUAUUUCCAGGCAGAACCGGUUCUCUCUUUACGCCUGCGAAGAUUGUGACUGCACAGAGCACGACUCGGGGCAGAUAUUCGGAUGUUUACGGUAGUACGACCGGUAGUUUGCCUACGUAGAAAAAAGGAGUACAGGCGAAGUUUAUUAGGGCGUGAGGAGACGUGGAUGGUCGGAAAGUUUGGGCACUCAGGUGUACAACAAUGUGGGCUGCUAUUCUUUCAACGGCCCGAGCUGUUCUUUGAUCGCGACGGAUGUUUUUGGGGUGAAGGUCUGAGUUGUCAGCAGCGUCAUGGCAGAUCUACAGGCAAACACGGAGAAGGAGUGGACUCGUGCCGAGGCGCGCGUAUGCUGCCUUACUGAAGAUCAGUUGGACGGCGUCAGAGCCAGCGAAAAGCGGGAGUUUUUCCUGGUGCAUCACCUGGCUGAGCUAAAAGAGGGAAGCAUCUCUCCACUGCUCCACAACACCCCCAUCACCUGCAGAGUUGAGAACACUGAGAGAUACACUACUCGCUCCAAGGUACGUAUAUGUACCCUCUACACAGUGCGCCUGACGCACGGGGACUUCACGUGGACAGUGAAGAGGAAGUAUAAGCAUUUUCAGGAGCUGCACAGAGACCUGUACAAACACAAGAUGAUGCUGCAGUUCCUCCCCCUUGGGAGAUUUGCCUUGCAGAGACAGCAGUUGGAGAGCAUGAGUGAGGAAAUGCCCACUCUGCACGGCACAGAUAGGAUAAGAAGGACAGCCAGCAAACCGAAAUACCUGGAGGAUUUCCUAAACAGCCUGCUGGAGAACACCUUCUCCAAGAACUACAGUGGCACGCUGGAGUUCCUUUCUGUCAGUCCUCUGUCCUUCAUCAAAGAUCUUGGACCCAAAGGCAUCGAGGGCUACGUGCUGAAGCGCUCCGGUGGCCACCGCAUCCAGGGCCUCAACUGCUUCGGCCACCACCAGUUCUGCUUCCGCUGGUCGCACCGCUGGCUGGUGGUCAAGGACUCGUUCCUGCUCUACAUGUCCAGAGACCCUGGCAUGGUCUCCUUCGUGCUGCUGUUCGACCCGGAGCUGAAGGUCCUGGUGGGCCGCUGCUACACGGACACCAAGCACGGCGUCUGCAUCGAGAACUUCAGCAGGAAACUGAUUAUUAAGUGCAGCAGCUACAGGCAGGCUCAGUGGUGGAGUCACGAGAUCCGGCAGCUGUCUGAACACUGCGACUUUCUCCAGGCCCACCGUUUCAAAGGCUUCGCCCCACCUCGCCCCCACACCCCUACCAAGUGGUAUGUGAACGGGAGUGGGUAUUUCUCAGACCUGGCCGAUGCACUGGAGAAAGCAACAGAGGAGAUCUUCAUCACUGACUGGUGGCUGAGUCCUGAAGUCUUCCUCAAGCGUCCUGCAAGGGGAACGUACUGGCGCCUGGACCAGAUCCUCAAACGCAAAGCAGAGCAGGGAGUGAAGGUGUGUGUGCUCUUGUACAAAGAGGUGGAGCUGGCUCUGGGCAUCAACAGUGACUACAGCAAGCGAACCCUCAUGAACCUGCACCCCAACAUCAAGGUGAUGCGUCACCCCGACCACAUGGCUUCCGUGGUGUUCCUGUGGGCCCAUCAUGAGAAGAUGGUGGCCAUUGACCAAUCGGUGGCCUUCGUGGGUGGGUUGGACCUCGCCUUCGGGAGAUGGGAUGACAGCAGCUAUAGGCUGGUGGACAUGACACCUUCCAGAGUAGCCAAUCCUGGAGCAGAUCCCAAGACAGAGAAGGACCUGGAGGGUGAAUCGGCCAUCCCUCUCACUACUGGGGAGGCUAGUGACCCCCCUAGAGGCAGUGAUGAGGUGGACCUGGGCUGUAACUCCCUCUUGUGGCUGGGCAAAGACUACAGCAACUUCAUCAAGAGAGACUGGACCCAGCUGGAGCAGCCUUUCCAAGAUAACGUGGAUCGCACCCAAGUGCCACGGAUCCCGUGGCGUGACCUUGGAGCGGUGAUUCAUGGGAAUGCGGCCCGGGACAUGGCGCGCCACUUCAUCCAGCGCUGGAACUUCACUAAGAUCUUCAAGAUAAAGUACAAGGACAAGUUUUACCCAUACCUGCUCCCCAAGAGUCACAUUACUGCUACCCACCCACCCUUCACUGUGUCUGGAGCCACCAGAGCAUCUGUACAGGUGCUUCGCUCUGUGGACCGCUGGUCUGCAGGCACGUGUGAGGCCUCCAUCCUAGACGCGUACAUACACACCAUCGAGAACAGCCAGCACUACAUCUAUAUAGAGAAUCAAUUCUUCAUCAGCUGUGCAGAUGAAAAGAGUAUUCACAACACCAUCGGCGAUGCCAUUGUUAAGAGAAUUCUGCGUGCUCACAGUGAGAAGCAGAAGUACCGGGUGUUCGUUGUGAUUCCCCUCCUGCCUGGAUUUGAAGGAAACAUCACUGAAGGAGGAGGCAGAGCCAUACAAGCAAUACUGCAUUUCACCUACCGGACAAUAAAUCGGGGCGAGUUCUCCAUUCUAUCCAGACUGAAGGAACAGAUGCAGGAUGAGUGGACGCAGUACAUCUCUCUGUGUGGCGUGCGCACCCACUCUGUGCUGUGCCAGACGCCCGUUACAGAACUCAUCUACGUCCACAGCAAGGCCCUCAUCGCUGACGAUCGCCGCUACAUCAUUGGUUCGGCUAACAUCAAUGACAGGAGCAUGCUGGGAUCCCGGGACAGCGAACUGGCUAUCCUGGUGGAGGACGAGGAGAGGGUUCCAUCACUCAUGAAUGGAGAGGAGUAUGAAGCCGGACCGCUCGCCCUAGCCCUGCGCAAGGAGUGUUUCAGGGUCCUGUUGGGGGCGGAUUCGGACCCAGCAAUCAAUAUUGAUGAUCCAGUCAGUGAUCAUUUUUUCAAUGAGAUCUGGAACAAGAUCGCCCAAUCAAAUGCUUCCAUCUAUGAAACAGUUUUCCGCUGUCUGCCGCUGGAUUCGGUGCGCAGCGCCCGCGGCUUGCAGGAGCACGCGGGGGCGCCGGCACUGGCCCGCUCUGACCUUGAGAGGGCCACCCAGGAGCUCCAGGCCGUCCGCGGCAUCCUUGUCCACUUCCCCUUGCACUUCUUGUGCGAGGAGAACCUACUCCCCCCACCUGGCAGUAAGGAGAGGAUGGUCCCUCUGGAAGUGUGGACGUAGGCGGGUUGCUGGGCGGGCGGUGCAGGUGGUGGCAGGGAGGGUGGUGCUGGAGAGAGAGGUCAGUGAGUAGCGUGACACGGACACAAUCCGAACACAUGAAGACUCGUACUGGCUGCAGCGCAAGUCGUGCUUUUAUCGUUCGAAUGGACCAAACUCGUCCUGCCUGUCUGUGGUAGCCUAUCGGAGAGUGUGGGUUGGAGGUGGGCGUACAGCUGGCCGAACUGUACUGAAGAGCUCUAUAGUUUGUACCACGUUAUUCCUCUCUUCCUCUGCGUGGUAAUAGCAGAGCGCAUGAGGCACACAGGAAGGGGGUGCUGGAGGGCAUGGGGGGGCGGGACUGGGGCAGGACGGGUUUUGGGGCUGAGCUCUGUGUCAGGUGGACGAGCUGGGCUGCACUAUUCCAAGUGAGGCUGCUGUGGUUUCGCAAAAUGGCGGAUGGCGUGAAGUACGAAGUGUGUGUGUGUGUGUGUGUGUGUGUGUGUGUGUGUGUGUGUGUGUGGGAGAGAGAGAAGCAGAGAGGAGUAAGGUGAGCACAUGAGCUGUCUCUGAUGAACUGAACAGAACACAACGUACAUUUAUUGUUGAAAGAGUGUGUGGGUGGAUGGCGUCGCAUCCUCUACCUCUCUUCCUAUAUCUGUCUCUGUCUCUGUCUCUCUCUCUCUCUCUCUAGUGCUACACCUCUCUGUGCAGUGCCAGCAAAUCUGUUGGAACACUUGUGGUUGUCAUGGCGAUGGGUAUAAAGAGCUGACGGGGUUGCGGCUGCCGAGAGAGAGAGGUAGAGGAAAUGAUAGACGGGGUCUAGAUCAGCAGCUCAGGAGAAACGGUGGAAGAGUGACGGGGAGAGCAGACUGGUAAGGAAGGUGGAGUGGGUGGGAUCAGGCAGUA
Electrophorus electricus (electric eel) is the source of this 4539-nucleotide messenger RNA. RefSeq names its product phospholipase D2 (gene pld2). Gene Ontology annotation, biological process: regulation of vesicle-mediated transport; intracellular signal transduction; phospholipid catabolic process. The record is from RefSeq and is a predicted model, not a curated record. Gene Ontology annotation, molecular function: D-type glycerophospholipase activity; phosphatidylinositol binding. Lineage: Eukaryota; Metazoa; Chordata; Actinopteri; Gymnotiformes; Gymnotidae. Gene Ontology annotation, cellular component: plasma membrane region; intracellular membrane-bounded organelle.